CAAUCUUGGCUGGUGGAGAUGUCUGAAGGAUUACCUAGCAAAGAUGGCACCAAUACUGAAGAAAAUGAUGCAAGUGAUGGCGAAUAUAAACCUGUAAACCCCCCCACAAGAAACCUGAAGAAAAGUGUCAAGCAAAGGAGGAAACAAACUGAACAGUUGGAGCUUGCAAAGGCUAGAAGAGCCCUUAAGUUGGAGAAGAAAAAAAUCACUGAUAUCCACGAGUUGAAAGUUAUUAUGAAACAACUGAAUAGCAAUCAACAGAAGCUGUCUAUUUUGAGAGCUAAGCGUUUACAGAAAAAAGAGCUUAAAAAAAAUAACCCCAAAGUUCUAAGUUCUAUCAAAUAUGAGGAACCAGAUUUAGAAUUCAAUAUGGGCAAUGAAAUUUCUGGAAACCUCAAAAACUUGAGAACUGAAGGAAACUUGCUCUCAGAUAGGUUCAAGAGCAUGCAAAAACGUAAUAUUUUAGCACCAACAAAGAAACAUUCCCGCAAAAAUGCAAAGGUUAAAAAAUACACCAAACCAGGACACAAAGAUGAGGAUUGGAAAAAAACAGUGGCUCGUUGAAUAGAAAUAUUUUAUUUCUGACUAGUUGCAACUCAAACUUAAAGUUCAAUAUUAAUAAAUAAUAACAACAAUAAAUAAUUGAAUUUUA
Molecule: messenger RNA, 652 nt
Organism: Leptinotarsa decemlineata (Colorado potato beetle)
Lineage: Eukaryota; Metazoa; Arthropoda; Insecta; Coleoptera; Chrysomelidae
Product: ribosome biogenesis protein NOP53
Biological process (GO): ribosomal large subunit assembly; rRNA processing
Cellular component (GO): nucleolus
Molecular function (GO): 5S rRNA binding
Source: RefSeq, a predicted model, not a curated record